AUGUCCGACAAGCAUGGCCGCAUGUGGGAGGAUGCGCUGGUGGCUCAGCUGCUCUCCCGUGGUGGCUCGGAGAAGGCGACCGUCAUGCAGCUGGCUCGCCCUUUCCUGGAAGAGUGGCGCUCGAGACCUUCACUCCUCACAUCCGUGUUGCAGCGGCUCGUCCGCUGUCGUGCACCGGAUGCUGGCGCGGCGCUGCUUUCGGCACUGCGGCUGCUGGGACUGGAGGUCAACAUCAUACACCAGAACUGCGUCAUUUGUGCCGCCGAGCGAAGCGGGAAGUGGCGGCUUGCCACACACUUCCUGGGCUCCGCGGCACGGCAGCGAGUUUCCCCGGACGAGAUCAGCUACAACACAGUCCUCAGCGCCCAGGAGAGCUCCUGGAAAGCUGCAGAGGCGACCUUGGAGGCCUUGCGGAGAUCAAGCUGCGAAGCUUCAGCUACGUCGUACAACUCCCUGCUCAGCGCCUGCGAGAAGUGCUCCAGCUGGAGCGAGGCGCUUUCCGCGCUCUCCCAGAUGCUUGGCCUUUCGGUGGCGCUCGAUGCGUUCAGCGAGAGCGCCGGCAUCACCACAUUGAACAAGGCCAAGCACUGGGAGGAAGCGCUUCUUAGAUUCGGUUUCGCCGGUGCCGCGGCCAGAAGUGUGGUCACCUUUGGCGCCGCACUGACGGCGUGCGAACGCGGAGGGCAGAAGGAUCAGAAGAUGCUGGAAGCAGAGGAGGUCCUUUGCCGCAUUUGCCAAGACUCCAGCGGCAAGCUUGUGCGCGCUUGUGGCUGCAAAGGAACUCUUGCAUACGUCCACCCGGAGUGCCUGAUGCAGUGGCGGGCCUAUUCGCCCAAGGCCGCCGCCAUGUGUGAGCUGUGCAACUGUCCGUACACUCUGCCUGGGCCACUGGGCUGUGGCCAAACAUCAGCACUGACAUUGACGAUCGUCGCACUACUGAUGAUAUGGAUGUCGUUGGCACGAGAUGUACUCGUUGUGAAUGGCUUACUCCUGCCCGCAGCAAAGCACUGCAACGUCGGUGAGUUCACGCCUCCUUGGCGCCGUGCACUGGUGAGCCUUUUCGAAGCUGCGGAUCUCGACCAGGAUGGGGCCAUGUCCUUGGAGGAAAUGCGAGCUCUGGCAAACCGCACUGGAGAAAAAGUCAGUGAUACUGUUCUUGAGCUGGCGCUCAAACUCGCGGAUCACAAUGAGAGAGGCCUCACGGUGCAAGGUCUGCGGCAGACCUAUGAGCGUGACAGCGGCUCUGUGCUCUUGCAGGAUCUCAAGAUCUACAACCUCUCUCACGUCCUUCGACACGAGGAAGGUGACAUGAGGGGUUUGUCCUGUGCGCUCUCCUUCGUGGCCUCGGCCCUGGCUACACGCGAGGCGCGGCAGCUCUUAAAGCUGAGCCCGCUCAUGCACCUGCAAUGGCGACGUGUUGCCCUUCAAGGGCUGCUGAUCCUUGCCUUGAUCCUGCUGCUCCAUUCCUGGCAGUGUACCGGUGCCAUUGUUGCAUUCACCUUCGCGGCAUGGCCAUGUGCACUGGCGGUGGACAGCGAGUCGCCGCUACCAAGGCAAACUGAACCGCCACCUACCGACAGCUUUGCGAGCAGGUCAGCCACCGAGCUGCAGCCGUGUGCUUCCAAGCGCCCGCCUGAGGCCAGUGUGAUGCGAUGCCUCCUGCGUCUGUUGAUCACUGGCACACUGGCCGCCGUGGCGCCUGUUCCGGAACGGGGAUGCCCUGUGCAGUUCUUCGCUUGUCAAAAAGCAGUGUUACGAACAAGACCCACGGCCUUCAGCAACAUGGGAAUCAAGCCACAAUUUGAUAAGUGCUGCGCCAACUCCCGAGAACGGGGACGAGACCAGUCCAAGGCCAGGUCCGGGGUCUUGAGGUUGCACAACUUUCUUGGAGGAAACGUCGUGACCUACAGUGCGGCACUGGCGGCCUGUGCAGAUGCCGUGCAGUGGCGUGUGGCUUGUCAGCUCUUCUGGGACAUGGCGAAUGCAUCCGUUGAAGCGAACACCGUGGUUUUCGGCGCGGUCACAGGCGCCUUUGCAGCAGCCGACUGGAGGCUCGCCAUCUCCAUGCUCAGCACGAUGGUCGAGGAGGCCGUUCGCAUCAACACGGUCGUGCUUCUUGCUGCUCUUGACGCCUGCGCCUCCGCUGGAAAAACAGAUACGAUUAUCGCGCUCUCCACGGAGAUGGCUGAUGCAGGGCUUACAAUUGAUGCGGAGACGUGCAGCGCCAUCGUCGCAGCCUGUGAAUCUCGGCAGCCACGCCGUGCUGCAAUGCUUCUGGACACGGCCGGUAAGGACGGCUUGCAGCAACUCCAGAGCUCUGGUCGCUGA
This is a messenger RNA of Symbiodinium sp. CCMP2592, 2328 nucleotides long. Lineage: Eukaryota; Dinophyceae; Suessiales; Symbiodiniaceae. The record is from the annotation of a GenBank genome assembly.